Messenger RNA from Sardina pilchardus (European sardine), 2956 nucleotides. RefSeq names its product potassium voltage-gated channel, subfamily G, member 4a (gene kcng4a). Bases 428 to 2086 code for a protein of 552 amino acids. Gene Ontology annotation, biological process: potassium ion transmembrane transport; protein homooligomerization. The transcript is spliced from 3 exons. Gene Ontology annotation, molecular function: delayed rectifier potassium channel activity; protein binding. Gene Ontology annotation, cellular component: voltage-gated potassium channel complex; membrane. NCBI's taxonomy places the organism in Eukaryota, Metazoa, Chordata, Actinopteri, Clupeiformes, Clupeidae. The record is from RefSeq and is a predicted model, not a curated record.
CUAGCAUCUCUUCCGCGCAGCGCAGACUGUUUUACUCUGUUUGAGAGGGGUGAAGAAAUGGUCGACGCAAAGGGUCGGCUGUCUGGAGUGGACUGACUCGGAUAUUCCCGAUAUUCCCGCGACCAAUACGUUGGAAUACACGGUCCUCUGCGGGGUAUUAACGCGGUGUGGACCGUUUAUCAGAAAGUGAUUACCAAAAGCUGUGAUGCCUUGUCUCUCCAAAGAAUGUGUGUGUUGGAAUUCUGCUGAGCCCAGCAGCAGACAGACCGAGGCUGCCUCGCCCCCCCCUCGUCCCCAUCGGAUGUGUGCGCCGUUCCCAUAGGGAGGGGGGCGCAUUUCAUGCCGCCUCUGACCUGUCCCUAACCUGUCACCUUUGACCCCUCAGGGGUGAAGAAGCCCUGUCGCCCCCCCACCUCGAGCCGCCACCAUGCCGAUCAUCAGCAAUGCCAACCACGACUUCAGCAACCUGUCGCUCAGCGACGACAGCAGCCUGGACCACGUCUUCACCGAGAUCCCCGAGACGGCGACCAUCAAGGGCGAGUACUACAAGCGCGCCAAGCUGGUGCGCCGGCCCGAGGACCUGCUCGCCGUGGACCCGGCCCUGCAGGCGGUCAUCAACGUGGGCGGCAACCGCUACGCCUUCCUCUGGAGCACGCUGGAGCAGUUCCCGCUGACGCGCCUGGGCCGCCUGCGGCCGUCCAGCAGCCCCGAGGAGAUCGCCGGCGUGUGCGACGACUACGACGAGGCGCGCCGCGAGUUCUUCUUCGACCGCAGCCCGUCGGCGUUCCGCGUCAUCCUCAACUUCCUGGCGGCCGGCAAGCUGCGGCUGCUGCGCGAGAUGUGCGUGCUGUCGCUGCACGAGGAGCUGGCCUACUGGGGCGUGGAGAUGGCCUACAUGGAGCGCUGCUGCAAGCGCAAGCUCCUCACGCGCCUGGAGGAGGUGGCCGAGACGGAGCGCCGCGAGGAGGAGGGCCGGCAGUGGGCCGCGCAGCAGCGGCCCCCGGUGGCCGAGACGCGCUACCGCAAGACCAUGGCGGCGCUGCGCGACAUGGUGGAGAACCCGCAGUCGGGCCUGCCCGGCAAGAUCUUCGCCUGCCUCUCCGUCGUCAUGGUGGCCAUCACCGUCAUCAGCCUUUGCAUCAGCACCAUGCCCGACCUGAGAGAGGAAGAGAACAGGGGCGAGUGCUCGCAGAAGUGCAAGCACAUGUUCAUCGUGGAGACGGUGUGCGUGGCGUGGUUCUCGCUGGAGUUCGUCCUGCGCUUCGUGCAGGCGCGCAGCAAGCUGGAGUUCCUGCGCGGGCCCCUCAACAUCAUCGACGCCAUGGCCAUCCUGCCCUACUACGUGUCGCUGGUCGUGGACGAGGAGGACGACCCGUCGCUGGCCGAGCACGAGCGCGGCGGCCGCGGCUACCUGGACAAGCUGGGCCUGGUGCUGCGCAUCCUGCGCGCGCUGCGGAUCCUCUACGUGAUGCGGCUGGCGCGCCACUCGCUGGGCCUGCAGACGCUGGGGCUGACCGUGCGGCGGAGCACGCGCGAGUUCGGCCUGCUGCUGCUCUUCCUGUGCGUGGCCGUCACGCUCUUCUCGCCGCUCGUGCACCUGGCCGAGAGCGAGCUGAGCGCGGCGGGCGCGCAGGACUUCAGCAGCAUCCCGGCCUCCUACUGGUGGGCCAUCAUCUCCAUGACCACGGUGGGCUACGGCGACAUGGUGCCGCGCUCCAUCCCCGGCCAGGUGGUGGCGCUGUCCAGCAUCCUGAGCGGCAUCCUCAUCAUGGCCUUCCCGGCCACCUCCAUCUUCCACAUGUUCUCGCGCUCCUACCAGGAGCUCAAGGCCGAGCACGACCGCAUGCUGAAGGACGAGAUGGCCGCCGCCGCCGCCGCCGCCGCCGACAACGCCUCGGAGGACGACGCGGACGGGGACGGAGGAGGAGGAGGAGGAGGAGGUGGGUGUCCCGACUACCCCCCUCCGGGGCUGUCCGCCACCCCGGACACCGACACCCCCGGUUCCCUGGAGAACAUCUCGCUGCUGGGGAACGGGGCGGAGCGCUCGGGGAGCCUCCGGAACAAUCUCCCGGCCAGCGCCUUCUGAGCCGCUCUCGAGGGUCGGGUGGAGGUUGCGGGACUUAGACUCAGACUGACCAAUCGCCCGAGCAGCUUCCCCCUCAGCCCCGACACACAUACAUACACACACACACGCACACACACACAUACACACACACACACACACACACACACACACACACACACACACACACACACGCACAGAUACACUUGAUCCCCACAGGAUGUGGGACAGAUGGACCCCCCCUCCCUUCUCCAGAUCACCUGCACUGUCCAAGUCUUCCACUCAUCUCUUCCUCAGAGAUCAAAGACACCGAAUCAAAGAGUUCUCCGCCUGUCCAUUUACUCAAGGACACUGGGACUGAAAGGCAAAGGAAUAAGCAAUAAUUUAACGGCCGACCACGUUUUUGUGAGACGCAAACGAGAAGAGAUGGUCUAGUGACCGGGAAUGAACUCCCUUUAAGGAGCUGUGACUCCAAACAACUUCCAAUUUUCACCUCUGCAUUGCUCUUAGGGAUGCUGUCACUGGAUAUAUGAGAUGCCCAAACACAUCCCCUCCCUUCCCCCUUGGCUGUUAAACUGUGCUAACAGGUCCUGGACCAGUUAACAGACCUCAUCUGACCUGACACGGUUUCCUUGAUUGCUCUUCCUAAACCCCCCUCGCUCGAACACGUCACCCGCCAGACAAGAGAGGUCACGGCAUUUGCGGCAGCCUUCUUCAUCCUCUCUGUCUGAGACGGGAGCAAAUUUAAUUGAGUGAACUUUGCGAAAACCCUAGAGAAGGAAAAAAAAGAAAAAAAGAAAUAAAAGCACUCGUAAUCUCAAGGUCUCUGUUGUUCUUCCUCUUAUCUGGCACGGAGGACUUUAAUCCCGCCGUGAUGUUGCACACACGCAGACA